AUGGUGGACGCCGGGGUGACGGGCGUGCUGUCGAAGCUGGGAGAGGUGGCGUCGGCGGAGGCGACGGCGCUGCUCCGGGUGGACGAGCAGAUCCGGGAGCUGCGCCGGCGGCUGGUGUACCUGCAGGCGCUUGGCCGCGGCGCCGACCAGCAGCGGCGCGGCCGCGCCAGCGAGCUGCUGCUGCUGUGGGCGCAGGAGACCCGGGAGGUGGCCUUCGAGGUGGAGGACGCCGUCGACGAGUUCCAUCUCAAGGUGGAGGCCUUCCAGUUCAAGGCCAGGCGGGGCCACUCCUGGUACCACUCGGCUCUCACACUGCUAAGCGGGCUCGCCAUGCAGAUUGCUGCAAGGCAUGGCCUGUCAAGGGAGAUAACAAAGAUCAACGGAAGGAUCAAGGAAAUCGGUGAGAUCAAGGAAACGUAUCAGAUCCAAAGCUCCCCGGCUGAGAUAUGGAGCGCGUCCUCCGUUGAUGCCGCCGAUGCUUACUGGGAUAUUGAAGCUGACAACGCCAUCGAGUUGAGGGGGGAAGAAUUUGCGACCCUAAAAACACACAUCCUAGAGGAGCAGAGCAAGAUAGAACGUCGAGCUGUCAUCUCCAUCGUUGGACCAAGCGGCAUUGGUAAGACGACACUGGCCAGGAAGUUGUACAAUGACCGUGCUGUGAGGGAACACUUCAAGGUGCGCGCCUGGAUAAGCCUUCCGCCGUGCAUCCGGUUCGAGAAGUACCUCGAGAUGAUGUACGAGCAGGUCCGCAAGCAGGUCCCUGAAGACCUGCAACAUGGGGAUGGAGACGCCAGUGGUAAACUUCAACAACUUCUGAGAAAACAUGAGCACAAUUAUUUGGUGGUGCUCGAUGGCCUGGUGGACAUUAGUGACUGGAACUCUUUAGUCAGCUUGCUGCCAGAUGACAACCCCAGAAGCCGAAUCCUUCUCACCACACAGCUCAAAGUGAAGGAAAUUAAACCCAGUGUCAAGUAA
Molecule: messenger RNA, 975 nt
Organism: Triticum turgidum subsp. durum (durum wheat)
Lineage: Eukaryota; Viridiplantae; Streptophyta; Magnoliopsida; Poales; Poaceae
Source: the annotation of a GenBank genome assembly